Aspergillus thermomutatus is the source of this 3045-nucleotide messenger RNA. RefSeq names its product putative AMP-binding enzyme. NCBI's taxonomy places the organism in Eukaryota, Fungi, Ascomycota, Eurotiomycetes, Eurotiales, Aspergillaceae. The coding region runs from base 1 to 3045 and encodes 1014 amino acids. The transcript is spliced from 7 exons. Gene Ontology annotation, biological process: long-chain fatty acid metabolic process. Gene Ontology annotation, molecular function: long-chain fatty acid-CoA ligase activity. The record is from RefSeq and is a predicted model, not a curated record. Gene Ontology annotation, cellular component: membrane; endoplasmic reticulum.
AUGUUUUUCUCCCAGCAACCCACCCAUCUCGCUCGUGCCGAGGAAUUGAGACAAGAACCUCCCAAGGGCACUCCAUAUUCGGUUGCCCUUCCCGGCACCGAGCAACCCGGACGGAGCAAAGUCUACCGUGCUUGGAAUCUUCAGAAUGAGCUUCUAAAGACGUUGGACCCCAAGAUUCUCACGGCGCACGAUGUCUUUGAGUCGACCGCGAAUCGAGUCCCGAAAGCCCAUUGCCUCGGAUGGCGUCCUUACAACCCGGUCACAAAAACCUACGGCCCUUACCAGUGGAUGGACUAUGAGACCGUUCGAAAGCGAAGAGCUGCCUUUGGUGCCGGCUUGGUGGAAGUGCACAACAAGCAUGGCUGCGGACGCCCGGGACCGUAUGGGAUUGGACUUUGGUGUCAAAAUCGGCCAGAAUGGCAAAUUACUGAUCUGGCAUGCAUGUCCCAGUCCCUCUACUCGGUCUCGAUCUAUGAUGUCCUUGCCUCGGAUGCCACCGAAUAUAUUAUCAACCAUGCAGAAUUGAACUGUGUUGUCACCUCCUUGCCGCAUAUUCCCACUCUGCUUAAGCUCAAGCCCUCUUUGCCCAAUCUCAAGAUCAUCGUGAGUCUGGAUCCUCUGGAUGCUGGCGAACCCGCCGGCCACUCAAAGCGUGCGCUCCUGGAGUCCAUCGCUGCCGGUCUGGAUGUCGCAAUCUAUACCAUGGAUCAGGUUGAGGAGCUGGGCACCGCUUCGAAUCGUCCGUGCAAUCCCCCCUCUCCUUCGGACAUCGUCACGAUCAACUAUACCUCCGGUACUACCGGUCCUCCAAAGGGUGUGGUCUUGACUCAUGAGAAUGCCGUGGCUGCAACCUCUGCCGCGCUCGUCAACGUUCAGCAGGCCCCAGGUGACACAAGUUUGUCUUAUCUGCCGUUGGCCCACAUCUAUGCUCGUUUGACGGAGCAUACCGCUUUCUGGGCGGGUGCGCGUAUCGGCUACUUCCACGGUAAUAUCGUGGAACUGGUCGACGAUAUCAAGACGUUGAAACCUACGGGUUUCAUGUCAGUCCCCCGUCUUUACAGUCGCUUUGGCAACGUCAUUCGUGCUGCCACCGUAGAGCAACCCGGCUUCAAGGGUGCUCUGUCAAGACACAUUGUUGCCGCCAAAACUGCCAACCUGAAGAAUCCCGACCCCAGCAAAGCCACCGUGAAGCAUGCUCUAUACGACAGAAUCUGGGCCAAGAAGGUCGCUGCGGCCAUUGGUUUGGAACGGUGUAGAUUCAUGGUGUCGGGCUCGGCGCCCCUAGAUCCCUCCUUGCACAACUUCCUGAGAGUUGCCCUUGGAGUCGACUUCAUCCAGGGCUACGGUCUGACCGAGACGUACGCCAUGGCAAGCUCGCAGUCUUCGAAGGAUCUUACCGCCGGCAACUGUGGGCGUCUCGCUCCUUGCACCGAAGCCUGUCUAAUGUCUUUGCCUGACAUGGAAUAUUCGGUCGACGACAAGCCUUUCCCACGGGGUGAGUUGCUUCUGCGCGGUACCAAUGUCUUCAAGGAAUACUUCAAGAACACGGAGGAGACCAGCAAAGCGAUGACCGAGGAUGGUUGGUUCCGAACUGGGGAUGUUUGUACAGUUGAUGAAAUGGGUCGCUUUGUUAUCAUCGACCGCCGGAAGAAUGUCCUCAAGCUCGCCCAGGGAGAGUACAUCUCUCCUGAACGACUUGAGGGUGUCUACCUGUCGGAGCUUGGUUAUUUUGCUCAGGGCUAUGUUCAUGGUGACAGCGUUCAGACUUUCUUGGUUGGUAUUUUCGGUGUCCAGCCUGAUGCAUUCGCUCCGUUCGCUAGCAAGGUUCUUGGUCGGACUAUCGAUGCUGCAGACAUCGAGGGACUUAAGUCGGUUCUGGGUGACGACAAGGUCCGCAAGGCGGUGCUGCGAGACCUCGAGAAGGUCGCCAGGAAGCACAAGCUUGCUGGUUACGAAAGAGUCAAGAACUGUGCUUUGCUCAUUGAGCCUUUCUCAGUUGAGAAUAACCUGCUGACACCGACUCUCAAGCUGAAGCGUCCUCCUACCACGAAGAAAUAUCGCCAGCUCCUGGAUCAGCUUUAUACUCAGGCUCUGGAAGAACAAUCUGCUCCCAAGGCUAGGCUCGUGCUCCAUCUGAACGACGACAUCUCUUCCUCGCCCAACCGCCGACGAAAUUCUCAAAAAUUGUGCGAGGAAGUCACUGCCCUUUCAAUGAUGUUCUUCCUCAGGUCGUCUCUUUCUGCCCUUCUCCUUUUCAUUGCGGCUACCUUCACAGCAGCAUUGUCGUCUCCCCUCACAAUCACCAUCCCUCCUUCGAAUCUGCUACCCAAUCCUAACACCCUCCCAGCUGGGACACACGCGACCUUGACCUCAUUACCGUCACCGAAGGAUACGGAAGAUGUCCCCAGUCACCUGCCUCAUCCCUUGACGGCCCCGCUCACCCGCUCGGCUUCUUUCGUCUUCCGGAACCUCAAGGCGACGAAACCGGAGUCCUAUCUGCUCGAUAUUCGAUCGGCCGAGUAUAUCUUCGCUCCGUAUCGGGUGGACGUCUCUGCCGAUGGAACUGUCCUGGGCGUGUGGGAGACUUACCGGGGAAACCCAUGGGACAAUCGCGGCCCGGAGAAGUUCGUUGUCGAUGCUGCUGCUGGCAACAGCGCCAAAGCCGCAGAGGUGACGGUGGAAGCGAAAGUCUUGGCUCGAAGAGGUUUCUAUGAAGAAAGAGCUAGAUUCUCGCCCCUUUCGCUCUUCAAAAACCCUAUGAUUUUGUUGGCAUUGGUAGCACUGGGUUUCACCUUUGGAAUGCCGAAGCUUAUGGAGAAUAUGGACCCGGAAAUGCGUGCUGAAUUUGAGAAGCAAUCACGCUCCUCUCCGAUCUCUGGUGCUACACGAAAUGCUAUGGCUGGCGGCGGCGCGCCUGGGAAUUUCGAUCUGGCCGGCUGGAUGGCCGGUGCCACCCCAAGGCAAACCGCCGAGACAGAUUCUGGAGCCUCCCGGGGAGCAGCAACCGGUCGGGAAACUGGGGGUUCUACGCGCAGACGAGGUUGA